Molecule: messenger RNA, 3697 nt
Organism: Linum tenue
Lineage: Eukaryota; Viridiplantae; Streptophyta; Magnoliopsida; Malpighiales; Linaceae
Source: the annotation of a GenBank genome assembly
GGGAAAGAGAAAAUGAAUUGGACGGAUGAGAUUGAAAUUCAGGAGAGCCACCAUUUUAAAGAGAACUCUUUUUUCUUUGUGAAUUCUCCUAAAAUUGGCAGCUAAGGCAAAGUGGGGAAAUGAGGAGUACAAUGAUCGAGUUGAUUGCUCCGUCGAUGGCUGUUUCACUGAGAUUUCUAGGGUUUUUUCGGACUGAACCGAUCUUGCCAAAUUCGACGAACGUUGAGCUUGUGCGUUCGAUUUUGGACUGGAAUCGUCGAUUUUCAGUGGAGUGAGUGGGAUUGCCGUCUGAAUUUUGCAUUUACCGAAGAAAUAUCAUAAUAGUUGAUGGAGCUGGAGAAAGGUGGUAAGCUUGGUUAUUUGCCGUUUACUGAAGUUGAUGCGAGGAACCUUUUGCAGUCAACAUGCUGCUGGGUAUUUGGCUUGGUGUAGAUAAUCAUGGCAUGAACUGUUUCUUCAGUUGUGUGCUUUUGCUUGAUGAGAAUUUGCUGUCCUUCUCUUGGGCAUUGAAGGGGUUUAGAGGCUUUAUGAAUGAGAAGGCUCCACAGACGAUUUUGACAUACCAGAAUGUGUGGUUGAAGGAAGCUAUUGCAAUCGAGAUGCCAGAGAUCAGACAUGCCUUCUGCAUCUGGGACAUUGUUGCAAAGUCCUCAGAUUGGUUAUAUGUGUUGCUGGGACAGUGUUAUGAUGAAUAGAAAGCUGAAUUAUUAGACUCUUCAACCUUGAAUUUAUUGAAGAUUUUGAAGAAGGAUGGAGGGAAAUGGUCUAUGAGUAUAGGCUUCACACGAAUAGGCACAUUUCAAGCAUACAUGCUCUGCGCAUGUUUUGGGCGUUGCCCUUCUUGAGACGUCACUUCUUUGCUGAAAUGACUAUACCUGCCAGUCUGAGUCGAUCAAUGCGUUUAUUCAAUGGUUUCUCAGCGUACAGUCUCAACUUGAUCGCUUUGUAGAGACUAGAGAGGGCAUUUGAUGUUGUCGCUUCUAAUCAUAAGCCAGAGAUGCAACGAAAGGUGCAGAAGGUUUUCCUCGAAAUGGGUUCACCAAUCGAAUCACAUGCAGCUGCUGCUCUUACUCCAUAUGCUUUCCAGAAACUCCAAGAUGAGCUUGUGCUAGCUCCACAAUAUGCAUCUUUCCCACUAGAUGAGUACUGUUUCCAAGUGAGGCGUCACACUGAAUUGAAUGGCGGCUGUAAAGUGAUCUCUGAUCCUUGUCAAGAGCACAUCCGCUGCAGCUGCAAUCAGUUUGAUUUCUCCGGGUUUCUCUGCAGGCAUGUACUACGUGUCCUGUCAUCAAGCAACUGUUUUCACAUACCAGAUCAAUACCUGCCAAAUCGAUGGUGUGUUAAUGUUUUGUCUUCAACAGCGCACUCCGAGAGGAUUCAUCAUCAACAGUUGGUGACCUCAGAACUUGUGGCAGAGUCAAGCGAGAUAGAAGAGUGACUCGAAGUUGCUUUUAAACAGAUUUCGUCAUUAUUAUCUCGCAUCAAGGAGCUUCCUCGUUUUGAUCAUGAAGAAGAGAAUGAUUAUAUUGCUUGGGGAAAGCUGAAGGAGAGAAGAGCUAGAGAUGGGUUUGAACUUUCCAGAAAGCGAAUGCAUUGCUCAGGCCCUUGAUGUGGGCAGUUUGGACACGAUGCAUUAGAAUGUCCAAUAAUGGGUGGUGAUCAGCUGAAUGUCGGAGAACUUGGCUGCUUAUAAUGCAGAAUUCUGGAAUUAGAACCUUUGAUUGCACUUGAUGCUCACCUCCUUCUAACUUUAAUGUUUUGGGCACUCCGAUCUAACCAAGAUGACAGAAAUGUUUGAAAGCCAUACUGCUACAGGAUACCUUAUUGAUCUGCUGAAUCGUCUGCCAAGGAUACCUUGCUUAGCCUACUUGGCAACGUCCUCGCAAUGUUGUUGCAGAAGACAUUCUCUGCCGAAACCACAGACAGAGUGAACUGAAGGUUAUCAGGAUUGCUGAUAAAAAGACCCGACCUCCUGGCCAGUCUAGACCAGGCCUAUCUUACCUCCGGCCUUUUGAGUCUAAGAAAACUGGGUAAUCCUUUACUGUCCAUUUCUACUCUAGAGAAACUUCAAGAUUUCACUUCCAUAUUACUUCACGUUGACUCAGAAGCCCCUUAUAGAUUUUGGACUGUGGGAUAGCAUCAAGAACCAUAUUCUGCUGAAUCUGGUGUCAAUAGAAUAAUCGGCCGCCUGUUGUCUCACUUUUUGGCUUUUAUUGGCUGCUGAUAUUAUCGUGUAUCCGUCCAUUCCUGCUAUUACUUUAAUUCCAAGCUUUGUGUUGCCUUUCCUGUAUUAGUCAGAAAGGAAUAAUCAGAAAAGAAUAAUUGCGAUCAAGCAUCUAAUCAUCCUUCCAACCACCCUUUCUGCUGAGUGCCUGAGUCCCAAUCCUAUCAAAAUCGAGGCUUUGGAGCUUUAUAGUCGGGAUUUGGGGCGGGAUUAGGAAUCCAAAAAUGCAAACUUUAAACGAGAGAUAAUGAUAAUUAAGCGAGCCUUUUAAGGCAGAGAAGAAGACACGAGAGGAAUGAAGUACAAGGUUUCUCCCGAUAAAGCCCCCUGCCUUCCCAGAGAGAAAGGAAUCUGUGGACUUUAAGCAACCUUUCCUCCAAGCAAUUCUGCAGUUCCCACCUCUCCCCUUGCCUUUUUUCCAUGGAUGGGUUUUGCAUCUAUGUUCCCCUUCUUCCUCUUCUUCUUAUGGAGCUUUGAGCUUUGCGGUGAGAACUGUUGGCAGCCAUGGCUGAAGGAAGAAGAGCAGUCACCCACGAAGAUCUCGCGCCAUCCCCAGGAAGCACUGAUUUAGGCAGCAGAACUGCCAUAUCCAUCGUGCUCCUCACAAUCCUCUCUGGCCUUUUCUGCUUCGCCCUAUGUCUCAUUGCUGAAGCCUCCCGUUCUCAGGAUACGUGGGAGGAUCAUCAAUGUGUCUAUAGUGGUAGUGGAGAGACGCCAUUGAUGUGCGGUGCUAUUGCGUUCAUCGGACUGGCGGUGGCCAUGGUAGUGGAGCACACAUACCUGUUGUUUGCAGUGAGUAAAGCCCCACCGCCAGCUCUGGUCGCUUGGGACCCUAACUACGGCCCUUCCAAGGAUGUCACAUGGCAAGCUGGUGCCUUUUUCAUCACCACUUGGGUGUGCUUUGCGGUGGCGGAAAUCCUGUUGCUGAUCGGACUGAGCGUGGAAUCGGGUCACCUGAAGAACUGGGCUACCCCGAAACAGAGCUGUCUGGUGAUCAGGGAAGGAGUGUUUGCCGCCGCCGGAGUGUUCUCCCUCCUCACCGUGCUCCUCGCCGGCGGGUUGUACCUGACUGCAUUUCGCGCGCAGAGAAUAUCUCAAGAGCACGAAACGGCGCGGCGGCAGGUAAUCGACGUGUCGGUGCUCUAUGCUUCCCCGCCGCGCUCGCCUACACGGCAGCGAGAGCAUAUCCCGGCGGCCGAGAGGGAAGACCCUGUUCGCAGACAAGACCAUCUCUCCAUUGCAUUGCCGCCGGCUCUGAUCAAGCAAUUCAGUUUCGUAUAGGAGAUGAAAUAAGAAAAGGAGAACAUUUUUUUUUAAAGAAGAAUGUUAAGCCUUGUCAGGCAAAAAGCUUCAGAGCUACAUUACAGAGAAAUAUGCGUAUAUACCAUGUAUAUAUCAUUGUAUUUUUUGGGAGGAAGCUAGCCUUUCUUUCUUCUUCAUUUUGCGUUACAUCGUCCUGUCCGUUGUUCGGAU